Molecule: messenger RNA, 23928 nt
Organism: Lymnaea stagnalis (great pond snail)
Lineage: Eukaryota; Metazoa; Mollusca; Gastropoda; Lymnaeidae
Source: the annotation of a GenBank genome assembly
GCAAGAUUUAAGACACAAAAUACAAGUUUAUUUUUGCAUUGUAGUUGUAAUAAUAGGCAUUGGCAUAGGCCUAUUGCAUAGCAGACGAAAUAUAUUGCUAUUGUUGGUAUUACGACCGAUUGCAAUUUUUGGGAGCCCAAUUUUUUAAAAACUAACUGGUACAUUCUAGUUUCUGGUACUAGGAAAUAGAAGUGCAUAAAGUAAGGGAAUUAAUGUAUUGCUAUUUAUUAUAUAAACAUAGAAGUAGAAGGCCGCUAAGCAAAAGUAAGGUCUAGAACUAGACUCUAGUCUAGAGUCCAGACACAUUUUUUCUAGAGUCUAGAGGCCUAUUCUAUUGAUUCUGAGUUAGUGGAGUUUGUGCCGGUAUUCCGUUUGUGCCUAUAUAUUAUAUUAGCAGCCACCUGGUUUGUUAUGUUUUAUAAGUAUAUAAUAUAGUAUAUAUAGAUUAUAUAGACUAUCUAUAAAUUAUAGAUUCGGGACACUUUAUUCAGGCACCCUUUCAAAAUUCAAGUUUAGUUAGAUGCAUUUCUGAAUUUCUGCUCAGUGCUGUUUUUGUCAGAUCUAGGAAAGAUUAAAUGACUUCUGAUGAAAGGCUUAUUUUUGUUUGAAAAUUUAAAAAAAUGUGUGGAGACACCAGCAUAUGAUGCCAUAGCCAUAUGCUAUACUAUGUCAAACUCGCUCAUGUCUCAUCAUUUUCAGUGUUCAGUUUCAGCAUAUCUGGGACUAUAGUUAGAUUCUAAGCCAGGGCUAAAUUAACUAAAUAUUCAUAGGCACCGCUGCCUGGUUUUGUGAUCAAUAAUUAAUAAUAACAUUUAAUAUACCACUGGUAAUACAAUACUUGAACCAACAUAAACAUGGUUGAAAUUAUUUUGAAUAAAAUAUUAGGGCCAUACUAGGCUACUAGGGCUAAAAUUUAAAUGUGUAUGAUUCAUGAGGAUAACAACUUAAAAUAGUGUGCAAUUUAUUUUAUAUAGGACCUAUUAUUUGCUGUACUGCAUAGGCUUACUGUAUACAGACCUGUUUACUCGUAGGAUUUUGGCGUACAAUGUACGAUUUUGAGGUGUAUACAUUAUAUACACUGAUGUUUAUUUUACUAUUAAGAUAAUGUAUUGAUUGAUUUUUUGAUGAUAUUGUACGAUUUUAAGAGUUUGAGGGUAAACAGGUCUGCUGUAUAACAAUUAUUAUGUUAAUUUUAAUGUAAUAGUCUAUAUUUGAUAAUUAGGUUAUAUAAGCCUAUCAUGAAUCAUGUAGGUCUGAUAUUUGUUUGCGAUUUUUAAAAUAGGCCUAAGUGUUUCUUUAACCACUUUGCUACCGAUGACGUCGACGCGAUCUCACAGUCACCCACUUUCAAUUACCAAGGACGUCACAUUGUCGUCAUAACAAAAAAUUAAGAACUUUUCUGAAAUACCAAGGACUUCACGUCGACGUCAAAUUUCAAUGCCAUAUAUUUCCUUAUUCGUUAAUCUAUAGAGAAGUUAAAAAGCGAAUCGGAUAGAGUUCAUAGAGAAUAAAUAUACCGAAAAUUCCAUUUGCUAAGUUUUUUAUUGAUGAGUCAGAAAAAAAUCGAUGCCAAAAUCCUGCAGUAGUGAAGGGGUUAAAAGCAAACGAUUUUAUGUUUAAGACUAUCAAAACAACUCAAAGUAAUAAUUGGUACUGUAUAUGGAAAAUUUCCACAUGUACAUCUCACACACUGUCAAAGUUUAACAAUUUGAUCCUUAGCUUUUAGCAAACUUCAUGUUUGACAGGCAUACUGCAAAUAAGAGAUAAAUAAGAUUUAAAAAAUAAGAACAGAACAAACAAAAAUGAAAACAGACCUAACUUGAAAAAAAAAUUAUUUAAUUUUAAAAUUUUGGUGAAAAGGAUGUGUUACGAAUUAAAAUAGUUCUGGAAAUGUUUCACUUUCAGAAAAAUAAAAUUAGGGAUGGGUUUGAUCCCAUGAGGAGUAUAUCCAUUGGGUUAUUUCUUUUGGGUGCUAUCAUACUUUUUGUUUCUUCUUCUUCUUCUUCUUCUAUAUCUUAAGGGCCCACGAUCAAUUUAUUGAUCAUUUUGGCUCCUAUGCAGCCAUGUUUGUUUUGUUUCAUAUAAAGUUUCUUAAAACUGUAAAAAUUAACAUUGCAUACACUUUAACUGUGUCUUAUAAGUGUUAAGCAAGGAAGUAUCUUUCAAAUAAAAAUGUAUUUUAAAUCUUGUUUAUAUUUCAAAUAUAUUGUUAAAGCAAAUACAUAAAAAGCAGACAAGUUUCAAGUAUAUAAUAAAUCCUCAGGUUAUAACUACUAAAAAAGGAGAAUGAUGAACGCAGAUCAAGUUAGAGACAGCUUUAUUAACUUUUUCAAGGAAAAGGAACAUACAUAUGUCCACUCAUCUUCAACAAUCCCCCUGGAAGAUCCAACACUUUUAUUUGCAAAUGCUGGUAUGAAUCAGGUAUGGAAAUUAUCUAAAGUGAAAGGAAAGGAGGAAUAAUAAGAGUAAUUUUCUGUCUGCACUUUUUGUUUGUUUGUGCUUAUAUAGAUGCACAUUUUGAUGAUAUUCUUUUUCAUGUCCUUUGCUUUAACUGUUUUUGACAGUAAUUCAUAUGUUAAAUGCAUAUGUUUAAUAUAUGUAUUAAGGUAUAAAAAUAUAAACUGCUUAUAUUUUUUUGUACAUAUAAAUAAAAUAAUAUUUAGAACAACUUCAAUUUUAUUUUAUUUUUUCUUCCAGUUUAAGCCCAUUUUCCUGGGUAUAGCAGAUCCCAAUAGUGAUAUGGCAAAAUACAUUAGGGUUGUGAAUUCUCAAAAAUGUGUCCGUGCCGGCGGGAAACAUAAUGACUUGGACGAUGUGGGGAAAGAUGUAUACCAUCAUACAUUUUUUGAGAUGUUGGGUAACUGGUCUUUUGGAGACUAUUAUAAGGUAAUUUUUUUAAUUGUAUUAUUGUUGCAAUUUAGUAGAUAAUUUUUUUAAGUUCGUAUUAUAAAUUAAUUUUAAAAAUAAAAAACCUCCUGAUCUAGUGAUGUAUGCAGCUCUUUGAAUGAAUUAAUGGAAUUCUUUUCAUUAUUAAACAUAAUAUUUUUCACUAUAAAAAUACUGAAUCAAAAAAAUUAAUUGUAUUAUUUGCUUUAAUGUAGUUUCUAAAUUUCAAGUAUUAGUAUUAAAAUAUUAUUCCUGGGGUCAUGCAAAGUCAGCUGCCUGAGGCUCCCUAAAUAUUUCCUUAGCUGAUAUAAAUUAUAAAUGGCUCCUCACUCAAAUAAAAUUAGCUUAAGGAAUGCUAAUUUUUAAUCAUAUAUGAAAAAAGUACUCGGCUCAUGAAUCAUUAAUAAAAAAAGUUAUUUCAGUAAGCUUUCUUUGUUAUUCACACAGAAAGAGGUUUGUACCUGGGCCUAUGAGUAUUUGGUUGGCAGACUGAAACUGGACAAAAACCGCCUCUAUGUGACUUAUUUCGGUGGAAACACUGAAAUGGGGCUAGAACCAGAUAAUGAGGCGCGUGACAUUUGGAUCAGUCUAGGGUAAUUACAUUGCUUCUGAAAAUAAUGCAAUCGUGGGCCAUAAAUAUUAAAGUGGAAAAAAUCACCUUUUAUACAAAAUUUAGAGUUCUUUCUUAUUAGAGCUUGCUUUAAGGAUUAAGAUUCUGUAUAAUUUGUUAUAUUAGAAUUUUGUUUAGCAUUAAUUAUUUUAGAAUAUAUUUUUAGAAUUAAUCAUGUUAGAUUUUAUUUUUAGACACUUCGAUUGUAAUAAUUUCCAUUUUUAAUUAUUUUUCUUUUACAAAGAAUGGAACCAGAAAGGGUGUUGCCAUUUGGAAUGAAAGAUAACUUCUGGGAGAUGGGUGAGACAGGACCAUGUGGCCCUUGCUCGGAAAUCCAUUUUGAUCGUAUUGGUGGCCGAAAUGCCAAGGACCAGGUCAACAAAGAUGAUCCUGAUGUUUUGGAGAUCUGGAAUCUUGUAUUCAUUCAGUACAACAGGUUAGCAAGGAAAAUAUUAUUGAAAGCAAAACUGUUCAUGUUAGCAUUACAGUUUAUGAUAAUUUCUUUGUGAACUCUCAGGUCUGAUCUUGAGAAAAGCUGGUGGGAUUUAUAAUAUAAUGAGAACAGGACAUGAUAAAAUUAAUUAUAUCUAUCAUCAAAGUGAAUAUUGUCAUUAAGUCCUUCUUUGACUUAUUUGCUCUCAGUGGGGCAUAGGCCAUUCAAAAAUUAUUCUUUCCAUUUACCCCAGUUCUGAGCUAUUGUUUUCAUGCUGAUUUCACUACUCACUGUUUCUCUCAUUCUCUUUCGAGUUCCUUUUUACACAUUACAAGUUCUUUUUUCUCUCUGCCAUCCUGUGGAUUCCAUGACAGACACAGUUGAGCUAUAUUUGUUAUCUCGUUUUAGUUAUAGUAAAUCAAAUAAAGAUUGCUAGACUAAAAAAGAACAAAAAUCCUUAAAUUAGUUUGUCAGAGCCCAGGUUUAGUUGUCUUAUUUGUGUGUACAAAUUUGGCUCCAGGAAUAUCUUUAAUGCAUUGUUCUUAAGAUUGAAAAUUUUUGGCACAGGGAAACUGAUGGCUCUCUGAAGUCCUUACCCAGAAAACAUAUCGACUGUGGCAUGGGCUUUGAGCGUAUGGUUUCUGUUGUCCAAAACAAAAGAUCUAAUUAUGACACUGACCUCUUCCAACCUCUAUUCCAAGCCAUUCAGAAGGUAUGUUACGACUUAUUCCCCCUGAAGGUAUAUUAAAAUAUGAAUCAAUUAAUAUUUUGUUUUGUGUUAUUUUAAAAUAAUUUUGUUGCCGUUGAAAUAUAGAUUUUUAACUUAAUGAGCUUGUCACAAAGGGGAAUAAUUUUGUGUUAAUCUAUAUGAAUUACCCUAUCGUCUGCUUACAUUAUUUCUUCUGUCUUAUGUGAAGUUUAAACACAAUUAUUUAACCCAAAGGCCACUGGUUGCCCGGAGUAUCAGGGACGUGUCGGUGCUGCAGACACAGAUGGGGUGGAUAUGGCUUACAGAGUUCUGGGGGAUCAUGCUAGAACUAUUACUGUAACCCUAGCUGAUGGGGGACGUCCCGAUAAUACAGGAAGAGGGUAGGAUUUUUAGUUUUCAUUUUGCCUCAAUUCAAGCCACUCAAUGUGCAAUGGUCAUAUCUAUUCUUGGCCUUUUUUCAGACUAUAUGAGAUGCAUCUUUUUUUUAUUAAGUAGUUAUAUAGAGAUUUAAAAAAAAACUCUUUUCAGCUAUGUUUUGAGAAGAAUUUUGAGACGUGCUGUGAGAUAUGCCACUGAAAAAUUGAAUGCUAAACCUGGAAUGUUUGCUUCACUUGUUGACACUGUUGUACAGCUAUUGGUAAGGAUCUUGUUUUUUUUUGUGUGGUUGUAUAUCAGUUCUUAACAAGGCACUGGCUGUCUUCUUUUGCCAUAGAUAAUUUCAUGACCGGAUUUGUAGAAAAUUUGUUAAGGUAUUAAACAAAAUAAUUAAUCAUAUUUUUUAUUUAUAUUUUACAGGGGACAAAAGUUUUGUUAUGUGCUAAUGGAGUGCAAAAAUGUUUAAUUACAUUAAAUAAAUCUGGAACAAUCAACAUGCUUUUUACCAUAAUUGUUAUUAAGUUAUUUUUAUUAUUUUUGUAUUUCUCAGGGUGAUGCAUUUCCUGAAGUAAAAAAAGAUCCUGAAACAGUAAGAACAUUUUCUUUAAAAAUGUGCUCUUUAUUUUGUUUACAAAUAUUUUUCAUUUCAUUUUUUUUUCAUAUAAAUGAUGGGGAAAAAAAAAUUAUUUAACUUUUCUUCUUUCAGCUUUAAAUCUUAUAUUUUCCAUUUAAAUCAUCUAGAUUAAGGAAAUCAUAAAUGAAGAGGAGGCUCAAUUUCUCAAGACAUUGUCAAGAGGUCGUCGAUUGCUGGAGAGAAGCAUCAACAAAAUGGGUGAUGUCAAAACUCUGCCAGGUAGUUAAAAAUUACAAGUUUACCAUUGAAAGAAUGAUUUAAAAGAAGUCUGCUCACAAUGAAAUUUGUAUUUGCCACUAAUGUUUUAUAUUAUGUUAAUCUAGACUUUCUUUCCCUAAUUAUAAUUUUAAUUCAUCAACUUUAAGUGGAGGAACCAUUACCUUGAAAUAAAAAAUGUUUUCUCAUUCAUAUUAUAUCCUGUAUUUUAUAAAAGUACUGACAAGGCAUGAAACACACAUUUGAUUGAAUAUUGAAUUGUACCUCAUACAUACAUUUUUAAUAGUUGAACUUUAUCACUUGUGUUAGACUUUAUUUAAAGUAAAGUCAUAUUGUAGACUUUAUUUAUUAUUUGUGAUGUUAAGUCAUAUUGUAAAUAUUGAUUUUUAUAGGUGACAUUGCUUGGAGACUUUAUGACACGUAUGGCUUCCCUGUGGAUCUGACUUUGCUGAUGGUAGAAGAAAAAGGCAUGAACAUAGACAUGCCAGCAUUUGAAGAGGCCAAAGCACAUUCCUUAGUAAUGUCUUUAAAUUUGUUAAAUUUCAUUUAGAGUUUGGCACAUUUAAUACAUAGGUUUCAAUUCAUCUAGGCAUUAAAAAUACCACCAGUAAGUUUGGAAGGAGGGGAAAACCAUUUCCUUGUAAAUGUUUUAAAAAUUAGCCUUGUUAUUAGAUAAUGUUUACAUCAUUAGAAAUCGAUAUUUUUUUAAAAUCCUCAUAUCAAUUAUUUAAAAAUAUCAUACCAUUUAAAUAAAUUUCCACAAUUUUUAAAAAAUAUAUGAACCUUCAAAUGAACAUCCAUAAAAAUGUUAAAAAUAUUAGAGCCUUUAAGGAACAUUCAAAAAUUCCUUGAAGAAAUAGAAAUCAGUGUUUCUUGUCUGAUCAGCAACUUUCCCAAAGCAUCAGUGGAGUAAAGGAAGACUUGAUUUCCUUGGACGUGCAUGCACUGACUGACCUCAAGGAUAAAGGUGUACCACCCACAGACGAUGCCCACAAGUAUUCAUAUCAGGCAGAUCAGAAUGGAAACUACUGUAAGGGUUAACUUGUACUAUCUUCUUCUUGGGGUUAUAUUAUAUCUUCGUGGGAUAAUUUAACAGUAAACAUUUUUAGAGGUAAUUUUUAUUACAAUGCACUGCAUGCUGUACAAGUGAUAACAAAAUAUUAUUUAUAGCAUUUAUAAAACGCAGAGUAUAGUAUUAAAAGUUAACUAAAAAAAUGACCUUAACAAUAACAUCAUACUGUUGAUUAAUCCCCAAACCUUAAAUUAUAUUUUACUUUGCCUUCAACAAAACUGAAAUGUUUGUUAUUAAAAUGAAUUUGAUGUGUGUUUUAUUCUCUACCAAUACUUAUUAUUGAAUAAAUAAUUACAUAGCUUAUAAUGAGAUAUGUUAAUAUUUAAAAAUGGUUGUUUCAUAACAUGGAUUUCCAUUGAUUGCAGCAUUUGAGCCAGUAACUGCCAAAAUAAUAGGCUUGAGAUAUAACAAACAGUUUGUGGAUUCUGUGUCUUCUGGCCAAGAAAGUGGCAUUCUGCUUGACAGAACCAACUUCUAUGCUGAACAAGGUGGACAGAUUUAUGAUGAAGGAUUUAUUGUUAAAGAAGGUGGUGAGGUAAGGCCUUUGAAAAUUCAAGUUUAGACAUUAGAUUUUUAACAUUACAUGUUUUAUAGGGUUUUUUUUUUUUUUGACGAAAGAUCUGAAAAGUUUUACCUCAAGCAAAAUUAACCCCGUAGGAUGGAAAUAUUUUUCAUUGAAAACAUGUCAAGGUUUUCAGCUUUGUUUAUGUCAAGUGUACUCUAAGUAAUGCUUUUUUUUUACAAGUAAUGCUAUGACAUAGGUAAUUGUAACACAUCUACUCUGACAUGGCGUGGGAUCUUAUUUCUUAUGCUGUGGGUUAUGUCAGUAGUAUGGUUACUUAUGUUAAUACUUCAGGAUGCCGACUAAGACUUAUUCAUUCUUCCACUUGUUAUGCAGGCACGCAAAGAAGAAUGCUCAAUUCUGGUUAAAACUUACAGUACUUUAUUGAAUCACACUUGACACUGAUAAUAAUAGUAAUCCUUGCAUGAAUGUAAAUAAUUUUUACAUGUAUAUAUUAUAGUAUUCCACCAUUCAGAAAGACACGUCCUCACACUACUAUAACUCAGCUCAACUGUCUAAUCACACAGCUCUCCUAGCUCUACUGUUCUCUACUGCUCUGCGCUCAGCUCUGACUAUCUCAGUCAACUCAUACUUUUAUUACCAGCAAAGUGUGGAAAACAACCGCUCUGACAAAAACAUAAUUUUACUCUCCAAAAACGUGGAGCUCACAUUUGUUCUCAAAAAUACAAUCCAUUGAUUGUCUCUCCCCGUGGAAAAACCUGGUCAACACAAUUCACUGUUCACUCACGCUACCUCUCUGUUUUCUUGUGACAUUUGCCUCCACUGUCAUAAUUUUGACAUAUCUGUUAAAAACUGGUUCAUAAAGUCAGAUGUUACUCCCCUUUAUCAUACUUCAAAUCACUGAUGCUUACAAUUUCCCCCAGCUCACACUGAAGCCUGUUUAUAACAACAUAUUAUUAUGUGUGUUUGUUGCACACCUCAAUUUAUGGUCUUAUUUGAUCACCUUUACAUAUGUUCAUCAGAGUCUCUCUAUUUUUUUAUAAAUUAUUGUACCAAAGUUGUUGUUUUUUAAAAUGUUUAACAAUCUCUGCAUGGACUCUGCAUAAGAAAAGGAACAUUUUCAUGAUGGUUGAGGUACAGCACAAAUAGACUGAACUCAUUGCAAUAAUUAUCCAACUAGAAUCUUGUGUGCCUUCAGAUUAUACAUUGAAUGAAUUUAUGAAAAAAUAUUUAAGUACCAUUCAGUUGCAUUUUGGGAUAGAUUCUAUCAAUUUAUUUUUAAAAAGUAUCUAAGAUAACAGUUCUUCUCUUUGAUCUACAGGAUGAGUUCAGAGUUAGGAAUGUGCAGGUGCGGGGAGGUUAUGUUCUGCAUAUUGGCAUUGUUGAAGGUGUGUUCAAGGUUGGAGACACUGUCCGCCUCUUGAUUGACGAGGUCAGUUUCAUUUUCAUCUGAUUAACCGGUACUUUAGUCUUUUACCUUAGCCUCUCCACAGAAGACAAAAUUUAGAUGCUGUCUAUUAUUUAAAAUCAAGAUCAAAAACGUACAAUGUAUUUUUCAUUCAAUAUUAAUUUAUUUUUGUUUAUAUGUGGUUUAUCUGGAUACACUCGUUUUAGUUUUGAAGCAGUGAUUAUGUUAUUGUUUUUUUUUUCUUCUAAUUUAUCAUUGACAUGUUAAUUCAUUUAAAGGGACCUUCCUUAGUGCAUAAUUAUUUUUUAUAGCCCAGAAGAUGUGCCAUAAUGAAGAACCACACUGCCACUCACAUCCUCAACUUUGCUCUCAGAGAUGUAUUGAAGGAGACUGAUCAGAAAGGGUCCUUAGUGGCACCAGAUAAGCUCAGAUUUGACUUCUCUGCCAAAGUAGUGAUGCUUAUUAAUUAAAUAAAAUAGAUGAAAUGCUAUUUUCACAGUUUACCAUAACAACAUUAUUGCCGAUAUUUAUAACUAUAAACUAAAGUUUUUUUAACUGUUAAUAAUUUUAAACUUAACCCUCUUUUGUAUGGCAACAAAUAUUGAAUGGUUAUUUAUUAACUUAUUGGUGAUGUCUCUUUUGGCUUAAAUAGUCCUUUAAUUUAAUAUUUCAAAAAUGUAAAUUCACUUUAAGUUAAGUUAUUAUAAUUGACAUCAUUUUUUUUUAUGGGAAUAGCAUCAGCAUUAAGAAUGAAAUACUUAUGUUUGACCUAUUUAGGCAGCCAUGUCAGUGCAAGAAGUCAAGGCGGCCGAGGAAAUAGUCGUAAACAUGGUAGCCAAAAAUGAACAGGUUUAUGCUAAAGAGACGCCACUAGCAACAGCAAAAACUAUCCAGGGCUUACGUGCUGUUUUUGAUGAGGUAUUGCUCUGAUCCAAGAAAAAAUACAUUGAAAUAUUAUUUUUACACAAAGAUUUAUGUGCUAAAAAUAAAAAAAUUUUUAUUGAGGUCAGCAAAUGUAGUUUUAAAAUAUGUACCAAAAAAAAUUUAAAACUCCUUUUUUUUUCAUUCUUACUUGAUGUGAAACUGAAAUGAUAUUUUAGAAAAAUUUUGUUUAUGGCUCAUUCAUAGAGGUAAAAGUAUAUGACACUCACAAUAAGGAAUUUAUUUCUAACAGGUUUAUCCAGAUCCGGUCAGAGUUGUAUCCGUGGGUAUCUCUGUUGAUGACUUAGAAUCUGAUCCCAAUGGUCCAGGUGGUUCAGUUACAACAGUGGAGUUUUGUGGUGGCACGUAAGUUAUGCAUUAAUAUAUAUUACAGUGGUUCCCAAACUUUUAAUGUGUCAGGACUUUGCAACAAGAGAAAACUUAUAAGUAUUUUUAAUACAAGUUAGUUAGUUGUGAUAAGGCAGUUCUGUCCAACCUUUUUGACUACGUGGACCAAAACAAUAAUUUCAGAGAAGCCGAGGGCCACACAUGAAAAAGAAAUAUUUUUUGCGGUACUUUUUAGAAAAUUGUAAAAAAAACUUUAGUCCUUUUUUAUGAUUUAUUUUGUCAUGAAUUGUACUUCCAAUUUUAUUAAUUUGAGGUAGUUAUCAAUAGCACCUGCCCUUAUUAGGUUUUCUAAAUGUUCACCAGUCAAAGUGUUGGCUAUUUUGAACUUCAUGUUGAUCAUCACAGAGAAUUCAGCCUACUGACGUAGGGUGCUUCCAAAAACAAAAUUUCCAUAUUUGUGAAAAUUCAUGAGAAGAAACACAUCCAGAAUUCAUUUGUCCACACAUUCUUAUGUUUGUUUAUAAAAAUUUUUUUUUAAAAACUUAAUAGAAUCACUCCUACUGUUUCUCACAAAUCCUCCCUGAUUGAAUAACACUUGACUACAAACAAACACAGCUUGUAUCCUGCUUUCUACUCAUUGAACAUCUCAUACUCAGAUCUCAGAAUAUCAGGUACUUUUCCCCAAAGUCACAACAAUAUAGGAUGGACACACACACUCCCAUAUCUGGCUGGACCACCUGUUUUAAUAACAUGGAACCAUUAACAAUUCACACUGCCAACCAUAUUCAUUCAUUUGUGACACCUUUAGUAUUUCAACCCCCCUCUCGAUUUAUCUGACCUGAAGACUUUCCUGUCAUAUUAUCAUCCCAAUAAUUGCUCACCUGUCUAUUUCAUCUAAAUUGCUUCCAUGGUGGGGGCAUUGACAUUUUUACAAUGACCAAAUAGCUACACACCAAGUUACUUUUGGUGUCCCUAUUCAUCUUCUCAAUGCUGUUAGUAAUUAUACCCGAUGCCCCAUAACACCUCCCCUGUACAAGCAACAGAAAGAAGGAGAAGAGAGCAUCUGAUUUUAUGUCACCCACAUUCCCAAAUGGUUGCUCUGCUGAAGUGCUUAACAUUAAUUACUGCUACCUGUCAAUCGAUCCCACUCCUUAGCUUUUGUGACCUGCCGCUUUCCCCAUGUUAUAUCUUCUCUUGUGCUCUCACAGGAUUUCCCAACAAAAGUAAAUCAAUGAAUGUGGUUUGAUAAUAUUUUCACUCUAAAAGGUUUGAUUUUUUACACACAUAAAAAUAUCUCAAGUUGUUGCGGCCAUUUAAAAUCAGCUCACCGUCUGGACAGCACCGUGAUUGAUAAGGGAUCUCCAAAACAGUUAUUAAGCUUUUUUUUUCCUCAGGCAUUUGAAAAGAUCUGGUCAUAUAGGAGAAUUUGUUAUUGUAACUGAAGAGGCCAUAUCAAAAGGAGUUAGAAGAAUUAUUGCAUUGACAGGCUCUGAAGCUCACAAGGUAAAAAUAACUGUGACAAAACUAAUUCAUUUUCUUCAUUCUAUGUUUUGAUACAGCGAUUGUGAUUCAAUUUUAUCUUGUGUGGUGUAACAGACCAAAUUUGGCUGUGAUUUUACACACGACACUAAUAUUCAUCUCUACCACAUCUCUACCACAGGAUGGCGGAGUAAUUGUAUCAUAACUUAGUGAAUCACGCAGACCUGUUUACUCUUACGAUUUUGGCGUACAAUGUACGAUUUUUAGAUGUCUUUUACGAUUGUACGCCGAGACCCGCAAAAACUACGAUUUUCAGAGACCCGGUAAAAAAAUUAUUGGGGUAAUUUUUUCCGAUUAAAAAAUUAUUAUUUUUUCUUUUUUUGUGGAAGUUUUAGCCCUUUUUAAUAAAGAUCAGGCAGUGAAUGAUUGUAUUAGCCGAUACACGUCUGCUAAACAAAGUGACCGCAGUUUGCCGUUAACGUCAGUCAUCUACUGUUUACCUACAGUUCCAUAUUUUGACGCCAGCUCAGCUCGAUUCCACUGAACACGCUAUAGGAGUAGUUAUUGUAUACAUUAUAUAUACUGUAUUUUUAUUUAUUUAAUAUCAAAAUACUGCAUUGUACGAUUUUGAGACCAUAUUGUACGAUUUUAGGAGUUUGGGGGUAAACAGGUCUGGCAUGGUGAAAAAAAGGGGGGGGGGUGUUGGUGGGAAUGUCAAAGGCUAUAAAAAUAGCACCGCAAUGUAUCGUAUUGAGGGUGAUGAUUCUCAUAGUGUUGCUUUGUGUCUCAGUGAACUAGCUAGCUGUGUCAACAGUAAUAAUUAGACUAGUCGCCUAGCGACAGCUUCACUCACCAUGCUACUAAGCGUUUGAUGUAGUUUUGUUACAUAAUCGUCUAAACCGCGGCGAUUGUAAAAACGGAGGAAACUAGAGAGCAACGCCGACCUUAAGGUGUUCGACCUGUGCCCUGGCACAGGGCGCCGUGACCCAAGAGGGACGCCUAGGGCACCCAGAAAUUAUUGAAAUUCACUUAGCUCAUUAUAGUGAAGUUUGAACCUUGGUUCCGGGGUCGAGAAACGGUCUAUGUAUAGCAUCAUAACACGUGCUCCAUAGCCUACGACCUAAUCGGAAAAAGAUCGGAGCCAUACGGGGAAGGGGGGCAUCGAACGGGUGCUUCGCACAGGGCGAACGUUGGACAUAUUUUAUAAGAUCUAGUGGUAUUUAAUAAAUAUUUUUAGAACUCAAAGCAGCUCUAUCCCCUAAGUGAUUUUAAUGCAACAGUCUGUUUGGUAUCACUACUCCUACCCGCCCCUACCCUUUUUUUUUUACAGCUUGCGGUAGUUAUUAGGCAGGCUAUGUUAACUUGAAAAAUCAAGCGCCUGUUGGAUAUGGGAUAGUACAAUUUUUUUUUUUACCCAUUAAUGAGGGUGGGGAAAGGUUGUUUCUACCGAGCGAAAUAACUACGUCACCAGCACGGAAGGACGUCUUGGUGGACUACAGUGUGUUGUUAUUUUGCGUACUGAGCACUGUGUAUGUUAUAUAUUAUAUAUGGAUGUCCCAUUGUCCAACAGCCCUGGCGUUUGAAUCUGGCUGCAUUGACGGACGUGAAAAUUGCGUGGUUUUAAUGUUUCUAUUAAUGGAAUUGGCGCUCCUUUUUGUUUCCGGUACAGUACCGUAGUUUAGUGUACUAGUUAGUAGGCCUAUAUUACGACAUGUCCUCGACAAAAAGAAAGUUACACGAAACCGAUGAUGAAGAAGAAACUUCUACCGAUGCACAUCAGAUUCAACCUCGGUACAGUACCGUAGUUUAGUGUACUAGUUAGUAGGCCUAUAUUACGACAUGUCCUCGACAAAAAGAAAGUUACACGAAACCGAUGAUGAAGAAGAAACUUCUACCGAUGCACAUCAGAUUCAACCAAAGAAAAAGAAAGUUUAUCAGCAAAUAUUCUUGCGUGAAUAUCAGACAAAAUUUACUGAGUUGCGUUCUUCAUCGAAGGGUCCAUCAUACGCGCACUGCACAAUCUGCAAGUCGGACUUUUCAGUAGCACAUGGCGGCCAAAACGAUUGCAAAAAACAUUAUGAAACCAAAGCCCAUAAGUCCUCUAAAGAAGCACUGAGUCAAAGUACAACCUUGACAUCUUUUUGUCAAAGAUUAAAUUCAAAAUCUCAUUUCCAAGAUCAAGUAACUCGCGCAGAAGCUCUGAUGUGUAGCUUAAUUCCAGAACUCAAUCUUUCGCUUUCUGCGGCUGAUACUCUUUCUAAGGCAUUUGUUAAAAUGUUCCCAGAUUCCAAAAUUGCAGCAAGUAAGUCGGCCUUUUUCUUUAACUAUUAAUGUAAUUAUUAUUAUUUAAACUAUUUAUGGACCAUGUGAGCCAGCUUGAAUCUUAUUAUGAAUGAAUAGAUGGUCUUUUAUUUAACAGCUUUUCACACUAUAGCUUAGUGCCAUAUAUAUAUAUAUAUAUAUAAAGUUAUAGUGUUUAAAAUAAAAAAAAUAUAUGUAGGCUAAUAUAAAAAGUAAACACAUUUUUUAUUUGUUUAAAAUUAAGCCGAUACUUUACAAAAGUCUACCUAAUAAUGGUUUAUAAAAUGAAAAAGAGAAAAUUUAUUAGUACAGUUUUAAAGAUGAUUUGUGCCAUUGGGAUAAUUAUUUUAUUGUACCAGAUAUUGUCAUCAAUAUAUUUAUUAUUUUCAUUUAUUAAUUUCAGAUAUAAAAUGUGGGAGAAAUAAAGCAACAGCUAUGAUUUUAGAAAUGUCUGCAAUGACUAUGAAUAAAUUAGCCAUUAGAAUGCAGAGAUUGCCAUUCAGUAUUGCCACUGAUGGUAGUAACGACUCAGACAAAAAGCAGUUCCCUCUAGUUGUCACCAUUGAGGGAGAGGAUGGCCUUGUAAAUUCUCAUCUCCUAGCUUUGCCGGUGUGCAAAGAGUCCUCGGCCACAGGACAGAAUAUAUUUAAGACCAUGGCGGAUGAAUUGCAUUCACAGGGCAUUUCAUGGGUAAACUGCAUUGCAUUUGGCUGUGACAAUGCCAAUGUGAUGACUGGCCAAUACAAUGGAGUAUACAGUUUCAUUAAAAGAGAGCAAGACAGCAUUUAUCUGGCAAGAUGCUGCCUCCAUCUGGUGCAUCUUGCAGCUAAAAAGGGGGCAUCCUGUCUACCCCCAGUUGAGGAGGUGCUGGUUGACAUUUUUUACUUCUUCAAGAAAAGUGUGAAGAGACAAAGUGAAUUGAAGAAUCUGCAAGUCCUGUAUGAUGCAGAACAGAUGAAAAUUAUUAAACAUGUCUGCACCAGAUGGCUUAGUAUUGCACGAUGCUUGAAAAGAUUGAUUGAAAAUUGGGACCCCUUGAUGCACUUCUUUCAUGAAGAAAAAUAUAAAAAUUCCAAACCAAAUAAGAAACCAAAUGAUGUUCAGACGACUGCUGAGUUGGAAGGACAUUGCACAACUUACUCUGUGAAGAAAGUUGAUGCCAUUUAUGAAUUUUUGCGGUCACCAACAAAUAGACUUUUCUGCCAUUUCUUGUCUUACACACUGAAAGUGUAUGAUCAGGUGAGAUGAAUUCUUGCAUUUCAUGAGUCUUGAAGGGUGCAUAAUUUUGCUCUCAUUUCAUUAGAUCCGCAAUAUUUUCUUACAAUUCAUUUUCUUUAGUGCAAAGUUUUCUUUAAUGGACCAUAGUAAUUUUGUAUAAUUUACUAUACCGUUGUACUUAAUACCGGUAGUACUAAUUGUUCAUUUUUAUGACACAUGGUUAUUUUUAUAGGUACUUGUCCAACUACAGGCAGAAAAACCAAUGAUCCAUACGCUAAAGGAGAACCUCUACAGCCUGAUUGGUGACUUGUACAGCAGAUUUCUCUUGCCCACAGCAGUUAAUGGUAUUGACAUUGACAAGGUGAGCUUUGAUUAUGUAAAUGUAUGCAUUUAUGUUGUAGUUUGACAAAUUGAAUACAUUUCAUUUGUUAUAAAUUAUCAUUUACAUGGUUUAUCAUGAUACCUACAGUACUAUUUUAUUAUCUUUUUUUUUUUUCUCUUUCAGGUCCAAUACAAGCUAAGAAGCAGUCAGAAAGAUGAUGCUGACCUGCUUAUUGGAUCCCAGGCAAAGACCAUGCUGGAAAACAAAGAAAAGUACAGCCUCAGAGACAAGAGGAUUGUAGAGUUUUAUGCUUCUGUUCGCAAAUAUUUUGAGAUGGUGCUUGACUACUUACUAAAAAAACUUCCCCUAGCAGAUCCUGUACUUCAGAAUGCCUCUGUAGUGGAUCCAAAAAGGAGAUUGGAGGUUAAACAACAUCAGUUGGAAUACUUCCUUACCAGAUUCCCUGUUCUGAUCCCCAGCGGGACUGAUGUUGACACCAUCUAUGAAGAGUUUGCUAGGUAUCAGCAGAUGAACAUUGAUGAUUGUGAUGAGGAUGGGGUAAGAGUUGACAGGAUUUGGCAAACAAUUAGCCAAAAGCACCCAUCCCUUAAGAAUCUUGCCCAUGUAGUGAAAGGGAUCCUCACCAUACCUCACUCCAGUGCUGCCUGUGAGAGAAUAUUCUCUAUGGUGCGAAAAACAUGCACAGACCAAAGAACAACAUUAGCACAAGAAACAACAGAGGCUUUGUUAGUCCUUAAGGGAAAAUCGGGAAGCUGCUUGGACGUGGAUGAAAAAUUCAGCGCAAAAGAACUCCAGCAGCUUAAAAGCUCAUACUACAACUCACUGAAGAAAUAUGAAUAAAAAAUUGUGUAAAUAUCUAAAAAUUCUAUCAGUAUCAGUAUACAUAAAACUGUAUGAUUUACAUAAAAUUUUGAUUGACUUUGUUCACAUUUGUUUCUUUUUAUUGAUAAAUAGCAAGCUUCAUCGAUAACAAAAGCUAUUUAAAUUAUUUAUAAAGUGUAUACUCAGUUAAAGUAUGUACUUUUUUUUACUGCUACCAUUAUUGACUUUGUUCACAUUUGUUUCUUUUUAUUGAUAAAUAGCAAGCUUCAUCGAUAACAAAAGCUAUUUAAAUUAUUUAUAAAGUGUAUACUCAGUUAAAGUAUGUACUUUUUUUUACUGCUACCAUUUUGUUCAGUAUUGUACUAUUCUGAGACAGUAUUGUACUAUUUUAAGACGGAAUUGUACUAUUUUGAGAUGGAAUUGUACUAUUUUUGGAGUUGCUGGGUAAACAGGUCUGAUCACGAGAAAGAGGGAACUAAUUUUAUAUAGGAGACACGCUUAAGUAGAGUGGGGAGUGCACGAUUUUUAUCUGAAAGGGAGCAGACAUAUUGAUUUUCUCUCAAUGGAUUAUUGAGUUAUUGUGAUUUAAUUGUGAUAUGAUAUAUUGAAUAGUAUGGGAUUAUAGCAUCAUAGAAUUAUUGCAGGACAUCCUAAUGGCAAGUCUUAUUAUUAAUGUGGUUGUUUCUUAUAUUAAAGUACUGUAAAAAUUCAUUGGACUUUGCCACUUCAUUGUGUGAGAUUAGAACAGAUAAGUUUGAGGAGUGAAAGAAUUAAUUAUUCAGGUGAUAGCGGCAGGCCAUCCAUUACAGUGAGCAAAGUAAUAGUUAACCAUGUUACUUCAAGAAUUGCAAUAUCUACAAUAGAAUAACAUGUGUUACAUAUGGGUUUGGCAAUACAUUUCAGAUGAUCCCAUCAGAAAAAAAUUGAAAUACCGGUACUUAAUUUGUUUAAGUUUCAAAUGCUAUUGGAUUUUUAAUUUGUAUCAGAAAUAAUAUUUUUUUUACACAUAAUGAUUUUAAAUAUGAACAAUUUUAUCCAUUAUUAUUUUAGGCUGUGCACAAACAAGGACUAUUUGAGAUUAGUGUGAAAGAACUUACAUCAAAGAUUGAUAAUAAUGCCAAAUCACAACAGUUUUCUGAUAGAGAACUAAACAAAGAGAUUAUAACUUUGGAUGAAGUAAGUGGGUUAAAUAUAAUCAUAAACGUAAUCCUUUGUGGCAACCAUUAAUAUUUCUAUUAAGUAUCAUUAUACGUAUAGGAGAAUUUGUUAUUGUAACCGAAGAGCACAGAAUAAUGCGGCUCGCAUUGUUCUCCGCAAUCGCAAGUUCGACCAUGCAAAAACACUUCUGAGAGAGUUGCACUGGCUGCCGGUGCGUGCUCGCAUAGAGUACAAAAUCGCAACUUUGUGCUACCGCUGCUUACAUGACCUGGCGCCAUCCUAUCUGAAAGAGCUGCUGACGCCUUAUGUAACCACUAGAGAGCUCCACUCAUCCGAUAGUGGCAAACUCUCGACACCAUGUGUUUGCCUUAAGACUUACGGAAAGCGCACUUUCGCAUUUGCUGGUCCAACAAUUUGGAACGCCCAUCCUGUCGAUCUCAGAAACAACCAGACACUGGAGUCCUUUAAAACCGAUUUAAAGACACAUCUAUUUCGCAAACACCUUCUGGGAUGAUUGUCUACCUUAUUUUCCAGUUAAUGCAUAAUGGCUGUGUUGCUUAUGGUUGAAAUGGCUAGAAAGACUUUGACAUUGUAUGCUUGAAAUUAGUUUUUGUAGUGUUGCAUUUGUUUUAAAUGUGGUAAAUUAUAGAUUUGUUUUUUGUUGACUUUGUACAACGCUUCGAGCCUUUGGGAUGAAGCAUGUUUUUGAAAUGAACUUUAUUAUUAUUAUUAUUAUUCUCUGUAUCCAAUUUUAUGAAUUUAUCUAAAUAUCCUCUUACUUGCUUAUUGUUGAGUAUGGGAGUUCAUUAAUAAUUGUUGCGACUGAAUGUUAUGUUUGAUUACGUGCAUUGUGUGUAAGAGAGAUAAAUUAGGCCGUGAACGCUCUUCCCGCCCUUGACUUGGUGACAUAUUUUUAUGCUGAUUAUGAUGUAUUGUCUUAUCUGUUUUGUGAUGCACGUUUUAUUUGUCAGCAGUCUUGAAAGGAACUUUGUGACAGGAGGUUGUGUUUUAUUUUUGUCUGAUAGCGAGCUGCGCUAUAUGCAUGUGUUGAUUUAGUUAACAGACUGUGUAUAUAAUUAGAUAUUAAAGUUACAUUUAUUGUGAUGAAUGACUUAAGUUUAUUUAGUGCUAGUACAACAUAUAACAAUGUGUGAUAGAACUUGAUGAAUUAACCAAUCUAGUAGAAACAGGAGUUGACACUUAUCAUGCAUCUGCACUGAAGGCGGUGUUGUAAAUUUAUACUAAAUUCAAGUAUUGUUUUUUUAUAAUAGAUUAUUUUUAGAUAUUCGAUUAGCUUCUAGUUUUACUUCCAACAAGCAGAUGACCCACUCAAAAUCGACAAGUGGGUAGAAAAUCUGACCAUUCUAAUAAGAGGCGACAUCCAUGGUUUCAGAAAAUGUCUUGAAUGAUUCUAGCAGUUGAGAUGGGAUUAAAUAUGAGCAUUGAAAUUGUCUUUUGUAUAAACCUGAUCUCCAUUUAUAUGCCAUGAAUAAGCUUCUUGUUUUUCACACAAUAUUUUUUCAAGAUCUGAUUUUAACCAAGUUUAAGAAAUUAACUAUAGCAAAAUAUAGAAAUAGUGUGAAAGUUCAUAAUCAUUGUGUGGAUGAUGUCAGUUCAAACACAAAUAGAAAAACUGGUUAAAAAUAAAUACUUUCUAUUUUUCCAUUAAGGUAUUAAGCUUAGGGAAAUCCGUUUUAUGUUAUGCAUAAAACUUGAAUGUUGAGGCAAAUGUGUGACAUGUUAUUAAACAACUACUGAUUCUCUAUAAAAAAACACCUUGCCCAGGCUUAGUAGAUUUGCUAGAGACAAUUUUACCAAAAUUACCCCACCAUAUCUUGGAGACGGAUAGAUUCCAAAAAAACAUAAAUUAAAAAACGAAAUAUUAAUCUCAUACAAUAAAUGUGACCUAAACAUUUCCCAACACAUUGGGACCACUACAAAGUUUGAGCAGCUUGGUUACAGCACAUAUAAUGACUUUUUUUUUUCCUUCUCUCUUUUAAAAGGAAAUAGCUCAAUCAAGUAUCUCAUAUUGGAAAAGGGAUUCUCUUCGAGGAGAGCUCAAAGUGUUGAAAAAGAAAAUGGAUGAUAUUGACAAAGCCCGAAAAGCUGCAGUAGUCAAUGAGGUUUGUUUGUAUUUAUUGGACUAUGCUAACCUUCUCUCUAGGGUGUGCAAAGAGGCACAUGACCAAAGUCCAUUAUUUUUUGGACAUUUUUAAAUUAAAAUAAAGUUGUUCAGAAGUUAAAAAAACAAUCACCAAAGUCUACCUUCAAGUAAUUCUAUAAUUGUAUAAUUCUGCAUUAGCAAAUAUCUUCGACAUUUAGUUUUACAGUGGAACUCCUAUAUUUGUCAGCCACUGUAUAUGUUAAAUUUAAUAUGCAUCAAAUUUUCAGGUAAAAAAAUGUUACCAUAUUCAUAAGUGUUAUCCAUACUUGUCACUUCCACCAUCAGUCAUCACUGGCACUGCAGUCAGUUCGAAGUCAGCUGGUCAACUCAACCAGCCUUGUGCUAAGGUCAACUCCUGCUAAUUUCUCUUGGAAAUUUUUAUACUUUAAAAACAAUAAGAAGAGGUGUGAGAACCAGAAAAAAAAAAUCAGUUUUACAAAGAAACAAGAAGUUGAAACAAUGAAAGAAACUUUGUUCUCUCAAGUAGAGGCUCCAUAACUACUUAGGACAUGAAGAGAAUGCUGUCUCUUGGUCCAAAACUCAGAAUAUGGUAGAAAAGUAGAACCCACUUUUUGCCACAGUUGACCAAAUCGUAAAUACUACUGUAAGUUUAGUGUAAGUAGGUUUAAAAAACAAACAGGAACAGACAACAAUGGAAGAAUUCUUUGUUAAAUUAAGCGCUACUCUGAAUCCUCAACAAAAUGAAACUCAUUGAUAGAUUUGGUGUUCCCUGAUGUAUUCUCUCCAGUGAUGGUGACUUUCAUUCAAAACAAUAAUAAUUUAUCUCCUCUUCUUCUUCUAAUACUAGCAUCAUGUCAUCAUAUCUACUCAUUUAGUAAAGGGUUUUGUCCCAAUUCUAUAAAAUUUAUUUACCAUUUUUUGAGGCUUUGAAAAUUGAAAUUCAUUUAUUUCUUAAGGAAAAAACUCUUAUUUUAUAUUCGUCAGGCCUUAGGAGCAGAUUAUUGAAUAAUAUAGAAGUUCCGCUGUACAAAGGAACAACGACUUGUACUAAUUUAUGCUCCUAUUUCAUCUAGGUUGUGGAGCAGAGUAAAAAAUUAAUUGAGGAAAACCCUGAUCAAAAGUUUAUAGUCCAUGAAUUCAAAGCUGGCUCUAAUGCUAAGGUGAGGUUUUUCUGUACCGGUAUUAGAAUAAAAGCAUGUAUUUUACCACACGAACCAUUAGUUCAGUGUUUGUGCGAUUAUGAGACUUUGAAGAAAAGUCAUUCACUUAAAAGCUGUUCAAUGUUAUUGUCCAUAGUUCAAAUAACCUCUAUUUAGACUUGAGUUGCAGAUUUAGUCAUCUCUGUGAGAAUUAGUUUUUACAUCAAUAGAUGCCUUUCUAAAAGUUGUUAAAAUUCUAAUAAUACAUAAACAUGUAUCUUCAUACCAUGCAUCAAAUCUGUAUUUGAAAAUGUACUUUUAUUAUAACAAUGUGACUAACAAAUAAAUCCUUUUGCCAGUGUGCAAAACAUGAUGACAUUGAUCGGUCACUUUUCUUUGACUAGGUCCUUGUUCUUUGACCAGGUCCUUGUUAACUAUUUACAACGUUCAACAUAUUGAAUCUGUUCAUCAGUUUAUCCACAAUGUAUAGUUUUCAAAAUUAAACAGUCCAAGUUAUACUGAACACAUACACUUUUGAACAGCCCUAGUUCUACACAUACACUUUUGAACAUUCCUCGUUAUACACGUGCAUCUUGGAUGAUGUUAAUAUUGUUCAAUGUGAAAAAAUCACAAAACGUGAUACCAAUUGUAUGCAAAACAAAUAUUUUUAUUUAAAUACAGGUGGGAUAAUCAUUCAGAAGGAAAUUAAAUAUUGAGAAUGGGCGCACAACAAAAGGAAUGUUAUUUACCAGUUUUGUUUAAAUGUUCGAAUGUUAUCUAUCACUUAUACUGUUAAUAGCCGACAUAUGGAUUGAAACUGUUGAAAGCUUUCAGCACCAUAUAAGAUGUAUAUGAUUUAACACAAAUUUUCCUAAGUUUUUAUACCCGUACUGUGAUCUUUCUUAGUAAAACAGAUGUAGGAAAAUUGUUGGUUCCCAUACAACAAUCAGUUAGUAUAAGAUGGUGAAUUUAGUCCUUAGUUGGCCCCAUCCCCUCAUAAUUUUAAUCUUCCAGACAAACAAAAGAUAAUCUCUAGGGAAAAAAUUGUAUAAAAUUGUUUGAAUGAAUUUUUUAAACUUCAUUAAACAGAUGUUGCCUCUUAUUCUCAUUUUUAGACAUUUGUUUGAACUAAAAUUCUUUCAGUAAUAAGAAAGUAUAACUAUAACUAAUAAAUGAAAUGAACCACCUGGAAUUUAUGAUUCACGCUAUCCUGCUAAGGAUGUGAGAUAUUCAUUCAUUCUUUAAAUGGAGAGAAUUCGUUUCUGAAUGAGAGUAAAAUUUUAUUCCAAUGGAGCUUAAACUUUGUUACAAAAUUUUGAAUAAUUUUAUCUCCAAUAAAAAUUUUAGGCCUUAGAUGCUGCAAUGAAGCAGUACAAAACCUCAAGUCCACAAACUGCUGCCAUGUUUUUCUCAGUUGACCAGGAUGCUGGGAAGAUAUUAUGCAUGAGUUGUGUGCCUAAGGUUGGUUUAUGAUUAUGACCAUUGCAUUCAAUGGAAAACAAUAUUUUUAAUGCAUUGACAAUAUCUGGGUUUAAUACUUUUUAACUCUUGCUACAUUAAAGAAAAGUUUAAAUCAGAUUAGACUUACAACUAAAAACUUUAAAUUAUUUACAGGUAUAGCAUGCUGUUUAGUUUAAUCAUUACAAACUAUAUCAAAACUUUAAUUUAGUGUGAAACUAAAAUAUGUUAUUGUGUAAUGUAGUUGUUGAUCUAUAAAAUAUACAUCUAGCAGCAGUUGUCUUCUAGUUGGGACUCUUUCUUUACUACGUGCUGUAAAAUUGAAACACAUUUGUUUUGGCUUUUUUUCACCAGGAAACAUUUCCAACAGGCUUGAAUGCCAAGAUUUGGGUUGACACAGUUGUGCCUAUCAUCAAUGGGAAAGGUGGUGGCAAAGAUCUUGCAGCUCAGGCUACUGGUACUAACACCAAAGGCCUUCAGGAGGCACUAACAGUUGCAACCAACUUUGCUAAGCUUAAACUGUCCUGAUCACUUACUGUUCAAUUUUAAGGUGACAAGAAGUUACCCAAUGUUUACAAUUCUAAAGUGUUAUGCAAAUAUAUGAUAAAUCAUACCAUGUUUGUAGAAUCUAAAUAUAAUACAAAGACAGACCUAAUUGUGCUUGAUUUUUGUGUUAAGCUAAAAUAAUAAAUCUGUUCAGAAAAAGUCAAUGAUCUAAGUUAUCUGCUUUCAUCUCUAUUUAGGUCAGGUUUAAACUAAAUCACUACAACUUGAUCAAUCAAUAUUAAAAUAUUCAUAAUAAGGUGUGUGUUUGAUACCAUUUAAUUGUAAAAACAGUAUUCUAUAGAGGUUAAGUGUAUGUUAGUGUCACCACACCAAAAUGCUUCCUGACCAUUAUUGUCUAGUAUAUCAAAAUGCUCAAGUGCCUUAAGGUAUAGAUACCGCCGUUUGUAUUGGCUGUCACCAAUACUGAUACCAGUAUGGUAUAUGAUGAAAGUUAACAUUUUGCUAUUUCUCUGUAUAUGAAAGUUAACAUUUUGCUUUCUUUGUCAAUGUCAUUUCACUAGUGAUAUUUCUGUUUGUUUUUUGUUUUUUGACAAAUAAAAUGUUGCUGUGUGUUAAUUUUUCAUAGAUUAAUAACUAUUGAGUUACCAAUAUUUUCCAGAAGUUUUAUUGAAGUUGAAGCUCAGAGUGAUAGAGAUAGUUAGCUUUUAUUAAAAUAAAUUCAUUAAUUAAUAUACAUGAUAUUGAAGACCAAACUCAUUAACCAACAGUCUUUCCAAUGAAUUACAAGGUUCCUUAAAAUAAAUUUUUGCUUAAACUAUUAAAGUUGAAAUGUAAAGGUAUUAAUUUCAUUUCUGAAAUUUUAUUCAAUCAAAAAUAGUUUUAAGCAAUUAUACAUAGUCUAAUUUUUCCUGUUUUUGUAAUAAUUUUUUUUUUUACAAAAGUUUGAUUUGUAGAUAGUAUUAUUAGUAGCUUCACAUUUAAGAACCAUUAGCUGAUCUAUAUUAGAUUUUAAAUAAAUGAUAUUUUAGAAUAGUGCACACACAAAAGUGACUACCGUACUUAGGACUAUACGUGUUAUAGCAUUGAUAUAAACGUUUUUGUUCUCAGUUUCAUUUUAAAAUGUUAUUUCAAAUCACCAUAAUAAAUAUCUCUUGAAGAAAUUUGCAUUGGAAUGAGUCAAAUUUAAAGUUUAGGUAGGUUGACCAAAUCAUGAAUUGGAAAAAGGGGACACUUUCAGGGCCGG